CUCUUUUAACUAAUUAUUGUGCUUGCCACGGCAGUUUCUGCCCAUACACAUACACAUACUUCUACUGAUUUACAUACAUGCUUACUUACUGCUUAUACUCCCUACCACGAUGAUACCACAACGACCAACAUUGUACGUGGUUGCUCCCCAUCUGGAGGAAUACAACAUCCCGCUGUCCGCCUUCGCCGCGGCCCGGCCUCAGUUCCACAACAUCGUCGCCAGUGCUUUGAUCUUCUCGACCACUGUACCUGAGGAGGCGUCGCCGUCGUCAUCGUCCAUCACUGCAUCAAGUUGUUCCACUACUGCCACACUGCUCAGCGCCUCCUCUUCACCAGCAACAGACUCAGCGCCGUCUUCACCCUCCUCUACGUCUACUACGUCUACAUCUACACCCACAUCGCAAACCUCAACCCCAGCAACAACCCCAUCCCAAUCGCCAUCCCACUCCCCGUCAACACCCCCUACCCCAGAAACAACCACCGCGCUCACCCCCAACCACAACAGCAAAUAUCCAAAGGAACCAAAAACCCUCCUCCUCCAACGCAGCCACACUGACCCCCACCCGCUAAGCUGGGAAAACCCAAGCGGCGUCCUCGACGCGACCCGCGACGCCACCGUGCUGGCCGGCGUGGCGCGCCAGGUGCGCGAGGAAACGGGGUUCCAUGUGUCGCGGUUCGUGGAUCUAGUCUGUGUUGACGAGUGGACGAAGAUGAAGCGCGGCGUGCUGCUUCAGGAGACUAAGUUGACGUUUUUGGUGGAGGGGGUUUAG
This is a messenger RNA of Aspergillus homomorphus CBS 101889, 769 nucleotides long. RefSeq names its product NUDIX hydrolase. Lineage: Eukaryota; Fungi; Ascomycota; Eurotiomycetes; Eurotiales; Aspergillaceae. The coding region runs from base 110 to 769 and encodes 219 amino acids. The transcript is spliced from 2 exons. The record is from RefSeq and is a predicted model, not a curated record.